AUGGCGGUGAUAAAAAUAAAUAAUUGUCAAUUUCAGAAUGUUUCUAAUUAGUGACAGUAAUUAUUUAUGAAUUGUUGCAAAAAGAAGCACAUUCUAUCAGCCGUUAUCGGCCGUGUUCCGUUUUUGAGUUAAAUGUUGCCAAACCCAGUCAAUUUACAAUGAAUUCAGAUGGUACCCAAAGAAGUGGGGUUAACAAAGACAAUUUACCAUCAAGCAGCCAAGUAACGAAUCCGGACAGCAAUGCUAACUUAAGCCUGACAACAAACGAAAGUAAAGGGGCCAUCCCCAAAACAAAACUGGCGAAAAUAGCCUCGAAAAAGACCAACAACAAUGUGGACGAGACAAGUGUGUUGACGGUGGACCCGUUGAAAAUUAACGGCUUUACAAAGAACACUUCGCCUUCUAGCAAUUACUUGAACAAUACGUACGUAGAAUGCGUCGCAGCGAAUGUCCAAAUCAGCUCGAAAGAUGUGCAUAAAGGCACGGGGUUUGCACAGAGCUCGUUAAAUAUCCCAGUAGAGAAUGAUUUCUUGAAUGGACCGUACCUUCCGGUGCAUAACUGUGGCUCGAGCUAUGGCGAUUUGGUCGAAGCUGGUGCUAGUUAUAGGGAACCAAAUUUGAAAGAUGAUGACAGUUCUAGUGAUGAUAAUGAAUUAUUGUCCUUGUCCGAUGAUGGGUGCAUUUAUACUUAUAAGGGGGAUCAUGUGGCGGACUUGCCAAGCUCCUUUUACAACCUGGAAAUACCACCGCUGGACGAGGUGCCAGGAAAUGGGCGGGAAGAAAACUCCAGUCCCGAGAUGGACUUCCUGGAAAUGGACUUCGACCCCGGACCUUCGGGAGACGCCGACUCUGACUCCAUAUCAAACGCCGAAAUCGACAACGCGGCAAGUUUACCCUUAGACUCGAAGACCGAAAAAGUCGAAGAACCAAAACCAUGUUGUUCAAAAGAUUUAAACAACGACCUCCCCCCAGAAUCAAGCAACAUCAACAAAUUCGACAACGGUGUUAAAAGCAAAUAUCUCAAUUUGACCAAAACAAUACCGGAGCCAAUAAAAGAGCCAAUCAUUGCGAUAAAAAACGAAAUAAAAAUGCCGUGGUCUUGCACGCUCUCCGAGCGCACUCGAACGGCAAAAUCCCUUCGAAUGGUCAAAAGACACCACAGUUCCAGAGGCGAGCUCUCGUCCCCGAGCGAAAUCGGGCUAAACAACGACAUCAACAUCACCAAUCUAACGUCGUUUCAUAACGCCACCGGGAAAAUUUUAAUCGAUGAUAAAAACUCGGUGGACUGUGAUGUGGAAAAAACAAUGAUCUGGACCCAUCACGAGGCCUGUGUCAAGCAGAUAACCCAAGUGGGGCCCUCGGCCUGUGGCGCCACCGCAGUUCUCAACGUUCUCAACGCGCUUAGGUUUCCCAUCCCGACGUUGGAAAAGGUCCAAGAGUGUGUAAAUACAAGACUGAGGGCCAAUUCCAGUCCUCUGACCGAGUAUUUGCUUUCGAGGAGUCAAGCCGGUUGCACUCACCGGGACUUGAUCGUUGGAUUGUAUAAACUAUCAGAGAAAAGACUCUACUCGAGGUUUUUUGCAAUGUAUCCAGAAAGGGUGGUCAAUUUGCAGUCGUGGCUUGGUUAUUGGAUAAAAAAUGGUGCUGUGCCAAUCGCCACGCUGAAUUUACAAAAAUGCGAAGGGAGUAUUCCUGACAGUUGGCACCACCAGAUGAUUUUUGGGGUGGGCCCGGAAGGAAUUUAUCUAACGAAUCCACUGGAAUGUAUCGAUCCGGCGGAGUUGUGGCCGCAGUUGUCGUCGGAGUCCGUGCUGCUGGUUAGGACCGAAGACGUGAUUUCCAGGUGGAAUCCGAAGGUGGAUCUACCUCAGCUAAUGAGGAUUAAUGACGUGCGGUGGAAGGAACUGAAUGUUGUAGGUCAAAUUGCGAAAGUUGUGCGUGAGAGCCGCAGAGAGGCCCGCGCUGACUACAUUUCCACAUCGCAUAUUCAAAUCCCAGCCGAGUACAAAGCCGGGAUCACACUCGUUCUGGACAUAAACUCCCCCGCUUUUACACUGUUACGUCAGUGCCCCGAACUGCCUUUGCUGCAGCCCGAGUAUGCAGCGAGUGCCUUGUAAAAUAGUUGCAGUGAAUCUUCACCAACUCUAAUUUUGCGCUAAGUGCCAUAAUUAGGUUCCAAAUCCCAUUUUGUUGUGACCGAAAUUGAACUUUUCGUACUUACAUAUCACACAGCUAAGUAUUGAUUUGUUACAUCAGUUGAUUUCAUGUACAUACCUACACAUAUACUCAUAUCAUAGGUAGGGUUGUUAUUCUGUACAAACUAAUUUUAACGCAAUAAUCUUGUUAAUGUAGUUGAAUGUGAUAAACUAUUUUAAUUUUUUAUCUUUUUAAUAGUGCCAUUGGAUACUAGAAAUUUUUAACCAAAGAUCUAACGACGUGGCCCAAGCGGCCACUUUAAGCGCUGCAAUUUUGUAAAUAAACCGUGCGCCCAAAUUGAUAUUUUUGUACCUUGCUUUGUCACUCGAUCCGAUGCAGCAAUUUCUAGUCGCAUAUGGUUCUGAAAAAUUUUCAUUUCGCUUCACAGUUAUGCACACUCAAGCAAACAACAAUAACGUCAGUAAUGUAAGUAUUCUUGUAUAUUUUAUAAUCAGCCAGUCUUAUAAAACGAUAAUAAAACCGACUUUAUACCAGA
Molecule: messenger RNA, 2692 nt
Organism: Tribolium castaneum (red flour beetle)
Lineage: Eukaryota; Metazoa; Arthropoda; Insecta; Coleoptera; Tenebrionidae
Exons: 3
Coding region: 159-2117 (652 amino acids)
Source: RefSeq, a predicted model, not a curated record